Molecule: messenger RNA, 6663 nt
Organism: Maudiozyma barnettii
Lineage: Eukaryota; Fungi; Ascomycota; Saccharomycetes; Saccharomycetales; Saccharomycetaceae
Gene: URA2
Product: bifunctional carbamoylphosphate synthetase/aspartate transcarbamylase
Exons: 1
Coding region: 1-6663 (2220 amino acids)
Biological process (GO): UTP biosynthetic process; L-glutamine metabolic process; L-citrulline biosynthetic process
Cellular component (GO): cytoplasm; cytosol
Molecular function (GO): ATP binding; amino acid binding; aspartate carbamoyltransferase activity
Source: RefSeq, a predicted model, not a curated record
AUGUCUGCUGUUGUCCCAACUUGUCCAGUCACACAUCCACUUGAAGUAGUCGGUGACCGUCUAGUCACCUUAGAACUACAAGAUGGUGUCACUUUGCAAGGUUAUUCCUUUGGUGCCGAGAAGCCAGCGGCUGGUGAAUUAGUCUUUCAAACUGGUAUGGUCGGUUACCCUGAAUCGUUAACCGAUCCAUCCUACGAAGGUCAAAUCUUGGUCAUUACCUAUCCUUUGGUUGGUAACUAUGGUGUUCCAGAUAUGACUUUAGAAGAUGAAUUAGUUGCUGGUCUUCCAAGAUAUUUUGAAAGUAAUAGAAUCCAUGUUGCUGGUCUAGUCGUCUCUCAUUACACCGAAGCUUACUCUCAUUACUUAGCUAACUCAUCUCUAUCCCAGUGGUUAAAGAGAGAAGGUAUUCCAGCCGUAUAUGGUGUCGAUACAAGAAACUUGACUAAACAUUUAAGAGAUUCUGGUUCUAUGCUAGGUAGAUUGGCUUUACAAAAGUCUAAUGCUAACUUAGAUUUAGCUACCACCGAAAACUGGAAAUCUUGCUUCGAUGUUCCAGAAUGGAUUAAUCCAAAUGUUGAGAAUUUGGUUGCCAAGGUUUCUACAAAGGAACCAAAACUAUACACUCCACCGACGGAUAAUAAGCAAGUCGAUAUUCAAACUGGACCAGAUGGUAAAGUUUUAAGAAUUAUCGCCAUCGAUGUCGGUAUUAAGUACAAUCAAAUCCGUUGUUUUAUCAAGAGAGGUGUUGAACUAAAGGUUGUUCCAUGGGAUUACGAUUUUACUACAGAAGAAUAUGAUGGUCUAUUUAUCUCCAACGGUCCAGGUGAUCCAUCUACUCUAGCCGAUGUUGCUAAGAGACUUGAUUCAGUAGUUCAGGCUAAAAAGACUCCAAUUUUCGGUAUCUGUUUCGGUCAUCAAUUACUAGCCAGAUCCACAGGUGCUGAAACUACUAAGAUGAUAUUCGGUAACCGUGGUCAAAACAUUCCAUGUACAUCUACCAUCAGUGGUCGUUGUUACAUUACUUCACAAAAUCAUGGUUUCGCUGUUGAUGUCGACACUUUACCCGAAAAUUGGGAACCUCUUUUUGUCAACGCUAACGAUGGUUCAAAUGAAGGUAUCUACCAUAAGGAAUUGCCAUACUUCUCUGUCCAAUUCCAUCCAGAAUCUACUCCAGGUCCAAGAGAUACAGAGUUUUUGUUUGAUGUCUUCAUAAAUGCUGUCAAAGAAUAUAAGGAAACCAAGGUGUUAAAACCAAUUUCAUUCCCAGGUGGUCUAUUGAAGGACAACUUAGAGGCCCAUCCAAGAUUACAACCAAAGAAGGUUCUUGUUCUUGGUUCUGGUGGUCUAUCCAUUGGUCAAGCUGGUGAGUUCGAUUAUUCUGGUUCUCAAGCUAUUAAAGCCCUUAAGGAAGAAGGUAUCUACACUAUCCUGAUAAAUCCAAAUAUUGCUACAAUUCAAACAUCGAAGGGUUUGGCUGAUAAGGUCUACUUCUUACCAGUUACCACCGAAUUUGUUAGAAAGGUUAUUCUACAUGAACGUCCUGAUGCUAUCUAUGUCACAUUUGGUGGUCAAACAGCUCUAUCUGUAGGUAUUGAAAUGAAAGAUGAAUUCGAAUCUCUAGGUGUUCAAGUAUUAGGUACUCAAAUCGACACUAUUAUUACAACCGAAGAUCGUGAAUUGUUUGCUAAUGCUAUUGAUGAAAUUAAUGAAAAAUGUGCCAAAUCUGAGGCCGCUAACUCUGUUGAAGAGGCUUUAGCUGCUGUGAAAAGGAUUGGUUUCCCAGUUAUCGUUCGUGCUGCCUAUGCUCUUGGUGGUUUAGGUUCCGGUUUCGCUAAUAAUGAAAAGGAAUUAUCAGAUCUAUGUAACGUUGCGUUUGCUUCUUCUCCUCAAGUUCUAGUUGAAAGAUCCAUGAAAGGUUGGAAAGAAGUUGAAUAUGAAGUUGUUCGUGAUGCUUUCGACAACUGUGUUACUGUUUGUAAUAUGGAAAAUUUCGAUCCAUUGGGUAUUCAUACUGGUGAUUCUAUUGUCGUUGCUCCAUCUCAAACUUUAUCCGAUGCUGAUUACAACAUGUUGAGAACGACCGCUGUUAACGUCAUUAGACAUUUGGGUGUGGUUGGUGAAUGUAACAUUCAAUACGCUCUAAAUCCAUUUUCCCAAGAAUACUGUAUUAUUGAAGUCAACGCAAGAUUGUCUCGUUCUUCUGCUUUAGCUUCUAAGGCGACUGGUUACCCAUUGGCUUACACUGCAGCUAAAUUAGGUUUGAAUAUUCCAUUAGACAAGGUUAAGAAUUCUAUUACUCAAUCAACCUGUGCUUGUUUCGAACCAUCUCUUGAUUACUGUGUUGUGAAGAUGCCUAGAUGGGAUUUGAAGAAGUUCUCCAGAGUCUCCACAGAAUUAUCCUCUUCGAUGAAGUCUGUUGGUGAAGUUAUGAGUAUCGGUAGAACUUUCGAGGAAGCUAUCCAAAAGGCUAUUAGAUCUACUGAAUAUGUGAAUCUAGGUUUUAACGAAACUGAACUAGAAGUCGAUAUUGAUUAUGAAUUAGAAAAUCCAUCUGAUUUGAGAAUAUUUGCUAUUGCUAAUGCCUUCAGUCAAUUAGGUUACUCUGUUGAUAAGGUUUGGGAAAUGACAAACAUCGACAAAUGGUUCUUGCAAAAGUUAUAUGACUUAAUAAUUUUCGGUAAGAAAAUCACGGAUAUUGGUGCUAUUGAGGAGCUUCCAAGUGACCUAUUAAGAGAAGCUAAACAAUGCGGUUUUGAUGAUAGACAAAUUGCUAAGUUCCUAAACUCCAAUGAAGUUGCUAUUCGUCGUCUAAGAAAAGAAUUAGGUAUUACGCCAUUUGUUAAACAAAUCGAUACUGUUGCUGCUGAAUUCCCAGCUCAUACAAACUAUUUAUAUAUGACUUACAAUGCUUCUGCUCAUGAUUUGACUUUCGAAGAUCAUGGUGUUAUGGUUCUAGGUUCUGGUGUCUACCGUAUCGGUUCCUCCGUUGAAUUUGAUUGGUGUGCUGUUACUACAGUUAGAACUUUGCGUGCUAAUAACUAUAAGACCAUUAUGAUUAAUUAUAAUCCUGAAACAGUCUCUACUGAUUAUGAUGAAGCCGAUAGAUUGUAUUUUGAAACAAUUAACCUAGAAAGAAUUUUGGAUAUUUACGAAAUAGAAAAUUCUCAAGGUGUGGUUGUUUCUAUGGGUGGUCAAACCUCUAACAAUAUUGCUAUGACUCUACACCGUGAAAAUGUUAAGGUCCUAGGUACUUCCCCAGAUAUGAUCGACUCCGCUGAAAACCGUUACAAGUUCUCGCGUAUGUUGGAUCAAAUUGGUGUUGAUCAACCUGCUUGGAAAGAAUUGACAUCCAUGGAUGAAGCCGGUGGUUUUGCGGAAAAGGUUGGUUAUCCAGUCCUAGUUCGUCCAUCUUACGUUCUAUCCGGUGCUGCUAUGAACACUGUCUACUCUAAGAAUGAUUUGGAAUCUUAUCUAAGACAAGCUGUUGAAGUUUCUCGUGAUUACCCAGUCGUCAUUACUAAAUAUAUUGAAAAUGCCAAAGAAAUUGAAAUGGAUGCUGUUGCAAGAAAUGGUGAAUUAGUUAUGCAUGUUGUUUCUGAGCAUGUUGAAAAUGCAGGUGUUCAUUCUGGUGAUGCAACUUUGAUUGUUCCUCCUCAAGAUUUAGCCAAGGAAACUGUUGACAGAAUUGUUGUUGCUACUGCUAAGAUUGGUAAGGCCUUAAAGAUUACUGGUCCAUAUAACAUUCAAUUUAUUGCUAAAGAUAAUGAGAUUAAGGUUAUUGAAUGUAAUGUUCGUGCCUCUCGUUCCUUCCCAUUUAUCUCCAAGGUAGUUGGUGUUAAUUUAAUCGAAUUAGCUACUAAGGCGAUUAUGGGUCUUCCAUUUGAUCCUUAUCCAGUUGAAAAGCUACCGGAUGAUUAUGUUGCUGUUAAGGUACCACAAUUUUCUUUCCCACGUCUUGCUGGUGCAGACCCUGUUUUAGGUGUUGAAAUGGCUUCCACUGGUGAAGUCGCUACCUUCGGUCAUUCCAAAUAUGAAGCUUAUCUAAAGUCCUUAUUGGCAACUGGUUUCAAGUUACCAAAGAAGAAUAUUCUAUUGUCCAUUGGUUCUUUCAAAGAAAAACAAGAAUUGUUACCAGCUAUCCAAAAACUAUACAAUAUGGGUUAUAAGCUAUUUGCUACUGCUGGUACUGCUGAUUUCAUUACUGAGCAUAAUAUGUCUGUCCAAUAUUUGGAAGUUUUAAACCAAAAUGAUGAUGAAAAGGCAGAGUAUUCGUUGACUCAGCAUUUAGCUAACAAUAACAUUGAUCUUUAUAUUAACUUACCUUCUGCUAAUAGAUUCCGUCGUCCUGCAUCUUACGUUUCUAAGGGUUAUCAAACUCGUCGUAUGGCUGUCGAUUACUCCGUUCCACUGGUUACCAAUGUCAAAUGUGCUAAGUUAUUGAUUGAAGCUAUUUCAAGACAUUUAAAGCUAGAUGUAUCUGAACGUGAUGCUCAAACAUCUCACAGAACUGUUACUAUUCCAGGUUUGAUUAAUAUUGCUACCUAUGUUCCAAACGUCUCAAAUAUUGUUGACGGUCCAAAAGAAUUGAAAGAAACAAGUCGUUUGUUCCUAGAAUCUGGUUUUACAUAUUGCCAAAUUAUGCCAAGAGCAUUCAGAGGUCCAGUCAUCACAGAUAGUAUUUCCUUAAGAGCUGCUCUUUCUGCUUCCACUGGUGCAUCAUACACCGAUUUUGGUUUGACAGUUGCAGGCACUCCAAAUAAUAUUGAUCUUGUUGGUCAAACUUCCUCUGAUGUUAGUGCAUUAUUCCUUCCAUACCAUGAAUUGAAGAACAAGGUUUCUGAGGUUAGUAAAUUAUUACAAAAUUGGCCAACUGAUAAACAAAUUAUUGCUGAAGCCAAGACUUCAGAACUUGCAUCUAUUCUACUAUUAGCUUCGUUACAAAACAGAUCCAUCCAUAUUACUGGUGUCUCUAACAAAGAAGAUUUGGCUUUGAUUAAGACUGUUAAGGAGAAGGAUUCCAGAGUUACUUGUGAUAUCAACGUUUAUUCAUUAUUCAUUUCUCAAGAACAAUAUCCAGAGGGUGUCUUCCUACCGACUAAUGAAGAUCAAGAAUUCUUUUGGGAAAAUCUUGAUUCUAUUGAUGCCUUUUCUAUCGGAUCUCUGCCAACAAACUUGGCUGCAAUUACUGGUCACAAAAUUGAAAUUGGUUUAGGUAUUAAAGAUGCAUUGCCAUUGUUGCUAACUGCUGUUCAUGAAGGUAAGUUGAGUGUUGCUGAUAUUGUCUUACGUUUACAUGAUAAUCCAAUAAAGAUCUUCAACCUUCCAGAACAAGAUGCUGUUGUUGAAAUUGACUUAGAUUAUGUCGUCACUGAUACAAAGAGAUGGUCUCCACAUACAGGUGUUUCAUUAUCCGGUGGUAUUGAACGUGUUAUUGUAAAGGACGAAACUGUUGUUCUAAGCGGUGAAUUAGUUGAUGAAAAACCAUCGGGUGUUCAUGUUAUUUUGGGUGCCUCUAACGCUGCUCCAACUGUUGUUGAAGCUCAAAAGACUAUCGGGUUUAUGAAAGAUAAGAGAUUUUCUUUCUCAGCUGAAAGACCAAAACUUUUUGAUAGUGUUGAGUCUGCUGAAGAUGCUAUUGUUGAGCCACCUACUCUAGAACAAAGAUUGAUGUCUUCUAAACCUCCAAGAGAAUUAACUGCGCCAACUGCUCUAGAUAAUUUAAUUCGUGGUAAAAAUCCAUUCCAAGGUAGACAUAUUUUAUCCAUCAAGCAAUUUAAUCGUUCUGAUCUCCACGCUUUGUUUGCUGUUGCUCAAGAACUAAGAGCUGCUGUUGCCAGAGAAGGUGUUUUGAACAUCAUGAAGGCCCAUGUUCUAACUACCAUUUUCUAUGAACCUUCUACACGUACCUGUUCUUCUUUCAUUGCUGCUAUGGAACGUCUAGGUGGUAGAGUUGUUAACAUUAAUCCAAAUGUUUCUUCGGUUAAGAAGGGUGAAACCCUACAAGACACUGUUAGAACCUUGGCCAGUUACACUGAUGCUAUUGUUAUGCGUCAUUCUGAUGAAAUGUCUGUUCAUAUUGCUGCUAAGUACUCUCCAGUCCCAAUUAUUAACGGUGGUAAUGGUUCUCGUGAACAUCCAACUCAAGCUUUCUUAGAUUUAUUCACAAUUAGAGAAGAAAUUGGUACUGUCAAUGGUAUUACUGUUACAUUUAUGGGUGAUUUGAAGCACGGUAGAACUGUCCAUUCUCUAUGUCGUUUACUAAAGCAUUAUCAAGUUAGAAUUAACUUAGUUUCUCCAAGUGAAUUGAGACUACCAGACUCCCUAAAACAAGAAUUGUUUGAGGCUAAUAUGCUAGGUGUUGAAAGUUUGGAAUUGACCCCAGAUAUCAUCUCUAAGUCUGAUGUUUUGUACUGUACAAGAGUCCAAGAAGAAAGGUUCAAGGAUAAGGCUGAAUAUCAACGUUUAAAGGAUGUCUACAUUGUUGACAACAGAAUCCUAGCCCACGCAAAGCAAAAUAUGGCUAUCAUGCAUCCAUUGCCUCGUGUUAACGAAAUCAAGGAAGAAGUUGACUACGAUCAUCGUGCUGCUUACUUCAGACAAAUGAAAUAUGGUUUAUAUGUAAGAAUGGCCUUAUUGGCUAUGGUCUUGGGUAUUGAUCCAUAA